This is a messenger RNA of Sinocyclocheilus grahami, 2532 nucleotides long. Its product is annotated as TGF-beta receptor type-1-like. Gene Ontology annotation, molecular function: transforming growth factor beta receptor activity, type I; ATP binding; SMAD binding. The coding region runs from base 37 to 1326 and encodes 429 amino acids. The transcript is spliced from 8 exons. The record is from RefSeq and is a predicted model, not a curated record. Gene Ontology annotation, biological process: transforming growth factor beta receptor signaling pathway; heart development; protein phosphorylation. NCBI's taxonomy places the organism in Eukaryota, Metazoa, Chordata, Actinopteri, Cypriniformes, Cyprinidae. Gene Ontology annotation, cellular component: plasma membrane; signaling receptor complex.
UGCUGGAGUCUCGCAGAAGAAGCGCGAGCGCGGAGGAUGAGGAGGAUGAGGAUGAGGAUGGAUGCUAUACCGUGUCGUCUCGUGCUUUUAGCCCUGUUCUUUGGAGCCAGGAUCCAGCACACAGAAGCAACCUUACAGUGCUACUGUCACCGGUGUCCGAACCACACGUGUGCCACGGACGGCCUGUGUUACGUGUCCAUCACUAAAUCCGGCGGAGUGACCACACAGCAGAGCUGGUGCAUCAGCGAGAACGAGCUGAUCCCACGAGACCGGCCCUUCGUCUGCGCUCCCUCCGCCAAGCACGACACCGGCAUCUACCCCAUGUGCUGCGACACCGACUGGUGCAACAAGAACCCCGACCCCAACGCAUUCCCAGUGCCGACACAGAAGCCGCCGGCGUUGGGGCCCGUAGCGUUCGCGGCCCUGAUCGCGGGGCCCGUGUGUGUGGUGUGCUUCCUGAUGGUCCCCAUCUUCUACAUCUGCCACAGCCGCUCGGUCCUCCACCACCGCGUGCCUAACGAGGAAGACCGGUCCAUGGACCACCCCUUCAUCACGGUGGGAACCACGCUCAAAGACCUGAUCUACGACAUGACCACAUCCGGCUCCGGCUCCGUCUCAGAUAACGGCACGUGGACGCAGCUGUGGCUGGUGUCGGACUAUCACGAGCACGGCUCUCUGUUCGACUAUCUGAACCGCUACACAGUGACGGUGGAGGGCAUGAUCAAGCUGUCUCUGUCCACAGCCAGCGGCCUGGCGCACCUGCACAUGGAGAUCGUGGGAACGCAAGGCAAGCCUGCUAUCGCUCACAGGGAUCUGAAGUCCAAGAACAUCCUGGUGAAGAAGAACGGCACGUGCUGCAUCGCAGACCUGGGUUUAGCUGUGCGCCACGACUCCGCCACCGACACCAUCGACAUCGCACCCAACCACAGAGUGGGCACCAAACGGUAUAUGGCUCCAGAAGUGCUUGACGAUUCAAUAAACAUGAAGCACUUUGAGUCUUUCAAGAGGGCAGACAUCUAUGCCAUGGGGCUGGUCUUCUGGGAAAUUGCCAGCAGAUGUUCUAUUGGAGGCAUUCACGAGGACUACCAGCUGCCGUACUAUGACCUGGUGCAGUCCGACCCGUCGGUGGAGGAGAUGAGGAGAGUCGUGUGCGAACAGAAACUACGGCCCAACAUCCCAAACAGAUGGCAGAGCUGUGAGGCUCUGCGUGUGAUGGCGAAGAUCAUGAGGGAGUGCUGGUACGCCAGCGGAGCGGCCCGUCUCACAGCCCUGCGCAUCAAGAAGACGCUGUCCCAGCUCAGCCAGCAGGAGGGCAUCAAGAUGUAGAGCAUUCCUUUCCCAUCAUCACAAGAGGACAGCACUUUCCCUGACGUUUCCCGCAUCCUUGGCCUCGGUCUGAAUCGCGCCGGACUCCUCUCUCACACGGAGCGUCAUGCGCGUGCAAGACGGAUGCUUUUAUUAUUUAUAAGUGCAUCUGAGUUUGGUUUGAGGUUUGACUUGUUUCUGUGGGACCUCGUGUUUAAUUUCCGCUCAUCGCUGCAGCUCUUCAGCUCGGCGUGACUUUAAAUACAUGUUUUCUGUUUUUGCAAAAACAACUGGACAUGACCUCAUUCAGUCCUGGCGAACAUGCUGCGACAUAUGCAAUACAGAUUUACGACUUUAUAUUUUUACUGCUCUGCUACAACGACUACGAUAACAACCAUGCCUUCCAAGCCAGGUGUUACCAGCAAGUGCCACUGCUUUGAACCAACUAACCAACCCACCCUCACAGCGCGCUGAUCUGCUGGUGCCAUCCUUCAUUCUCUCUGCCUCUCGUUCUCUGAGGAUGAAACAACGAUCAGACCUCUACAGCUGGAGCUGCGAUCGCUUACAGACGGCCAGAAGGUUGGGAGCGUUACCUAAAGUUGCCCAAACACACGCCUAGAUCGUUCUCAACAUGCAUCGAGGUGCAGUCGUAUAGAAAAUGGAUAUUUACUAAGCCAUGGCGCUUCCAACAUUUUGUGGCGACUUUUUCUAAUAGAAUGUGCAAAACACGAAGGACUGCUUUGAAAGUGUUUCGGGCGAGUCUUCUGGGACCAGUGUGGAGCUGGUGUGUGUCCAGUACAGACAUGUAGCAGCGGUUGUGACGCGCAGUGCUUUAUCAGAGCCGAUGGGAUCCGAUAGCCGCUCGCGAAUGAAGAGCGAAACGAGGCGGCGUGAUUUUCUCAAGGUGUCAGUUUCUGGUGCUUAUUUAAGCAUGCAACUUGAGAUUCUGAUUUAUGUGCAUCUGUACGUUUGAGGCUUUUUCAGUCGUCUUUAUGCUCAGAUUAGAGGCCCUGAAUGUGGAAGGAAUAUUCCGAGAUGAACGCAGGUCAAGCUCAGGCCACAGCAUUUGCGUUUUAAUGUUGAUUAGCACAAAACAAACUAAAUAUAAACAGAUAAAUAAAUGAAACAUUUGGAAAACAACAAAAAUCAUGCUUACGAAUCACACUGAAAUUGGAGCAGUUUUUGGAGGAUUUAAAAGAUUUAAACAUUUUGUAAAAACGCUUGCAC